Messenger RNA from Punica granatum (pomegranate), 2046 nucleotides. The record is from RefSeq and is a predicted model, not a curated record. Lineage: Eukaryota; Viridiplantae; Streptophyta; Magnoliopsida; Myrtales; Lythraceae.
ACCAAAUUUUGGGCAGAAAAUUAAAGCAACUUAACUAGAAUUUGUUAAAAGUUCCCGGCAAAGUGAUAAGCUCUCUCUUCUUUUUCCUCUGCAUAACUUACACUUCCAUGAGUAAGUUAAAACUCUGAAAGGCCCCUCGGAUUCAUCCUCGUCAUCCUCCUCCUCGGACUCUCCCAGUUCGUAAAGCUACCCGGGUCUAGCGACGGAGAGCUUUCUUUUUAAGUGCGCAGAUUCAUCUCCCAUCUUCUGCUAUUGUUUUAUGCAUGAUGGGAUGAGAUUUUAAGUACUCCACAGUUCUUUAUAUUCAUGAAAUUUGCUCUGACUGCUUGCUUGAUAAUGGCGAUUACAUUCUUCGCGCAAGAAGCAGGGGCUUCCUACGUUCUCUAGGUAAGAAGGAGUGGUGCAAUCAAGAAAUCCUCCGAAAGACCUCUGCGUUUGGCUUCUUCAAUCAUGGCAAAAGCUGCGAAGCGAGAGUCGAGAAAUCCUACCUUUUUUCGAUGGAUGUGUGGACCGAGACUCUUCUCAGAAUCCCCACCGAGUAUCUCAUUAAACUCAAAGUGCAGAUGCUGGAAUGCGCUGAUCAAAAGUCAAUCUUUUGUCGAGUCCCAUCUCCACCAUUGGACAUCCCGGCCCAUCUCUGGGUUACUCGCUGCCACGGAAUAUUGGUAUGAUUUCUUUAAGAAUGAGAUCUUCUACUUUUCCUUCGAUCUCAACCGUGAGGGAGGGAUGGCCAAGGGCCUAAAUCUUAAAAUACAAGACUUCGCUAGUCUCCAAGGGUGUGUGCAGCCAAAGGAAGUGCAGCUUCUCGCCUCUGGCGAUGGGUUCGUGGUCCUUCGGUUGGACAGUACGAGGUUUUUGGGAUUGAAAAGUUUGCUACUACUUUGCAUCGGAGUUGCUACAUCUUCGAUCUGCGCAGAGGCAGUGAAGGGCAGUCGCUGGGGCAUAGCUGGAUGCGCCUGUGUCUCUGACGUGGUGGAUCGAUGGGAGCCCCAAUACCAAAGAGGAAGUGUACUGGCUUGCAGUCUCUCAUAACCUGGGCCUUAAUCAUCACAAACAAAAUGUAUUGUCGACAGAUAUAUCGGAGGAGGGAUUUCGUACUUCGGCUUCUUUCAAGAUGCAUAGUUGGGCCCAGGGACAUUACUUUGCAUCGGAAGGUAGAUUCGACUACAUCCACUAGCAGUUUGCGCCGCUGGAAUUUGAACUCGUUGCGAUAGGGAGUGCUAAGAUGACUCUGAGUUCCUGCAGUGUCAUAUACGUUUUCGAUAGGAUGUCCAAUAAGCGGGUGAGAAUUGAGUUUGAUCUCAAGGACUCACUCCGUUUGGUUUCGCAAUCGGAUUUUAAGAUUUUAACUCUAACUUUAACUUUACUCACUAUACAAUAAAAAUUAACUUUUCAAAAUAAAAAAUGUGGAUACCAUACAUAAAUCCACACAUAACUCCAUUAUACUCAAUUCAAUUUUUAAUACUAAAUUCUUUCAAUUAUUUAUUACUUUUUCACAUUUUUUCUCAUAAUUCAACAAAACAAUCAUUACAACCCAAUUAAAAUCAAAGUCCAACUCUAAAACCAAACACAGUGUGUUGUGUGUUUGGUUUUAAAGUUGAGUAAAGUUGAGUUUUGAUUGCUUUGUCCUUACCGAGUUAAAACGUAAACUUCGAUUCGCCUUAUCUUGCUUUCUUCUUAAUUUACGUUUCUGAUGAUAUAUAUAUGAUUUAGUCAGAAAGAUUUUGCAGCACACGAUCAUACUUUGAGAAUCUUAUAUUAUCAUGUACAUGCCUGGUCGAGAGUCGGCUUCCAGAUUGUAAGUUGCUCUGCUAUUUCCAGAAUACUCUCCGAUUCCCUGUACGACUAAUCCCACACUUUGAUAAUUCGACUAAGUGUGACUCUCGAAGUUUCCUUUAUAAACUUGCAGAUAAACUCCGAGAUUCGGUCCUGUUUCACAAGUGUCUUUGAUUAAUUCAUCAUCGAUUCAAUCCUCACAUCAAUCGCUCAGUAAUUUCCUUCUAACCUACAGGAGUUCUGUAGUCGAUGUGGAUCCGCUGUAUUUGU